Molecule: messenger RNA, 409 nt
Organism: Cinara cedri
Lineage: Eukaryota; Metazoa; Arthropoda; Insecta; Hemiptera; Aphididae
Source: the annotation of a GenBank genome assembly
AUGAAACCGAAAGUAAAAAGAAGUGCAGAAAAACGUCGAUUUAAAGAUAAACAACAGUUAGAAAAAAUGGACUCGCAUCCUAAACAGAAAAAAUUAAUGUUUUUUAAAAUAGGUGAAGUCCAGAAAGUCAGUACUUUAAAUAUAAAAUUAAGUACCCAUUUAUUUUUUUAUUAUUAUUGUCUUAUUUUUUACAUCACAAAUCAAAACUUGUACCUAUGUGGCUAUGUAAGUAAAUGUAGUUAAUUAAAUUUUAGUAGUAUCUAAAAUUUACAUCAUUUCUAAUUUAUAUUACAUAAAGAUGGAUACACAUCAUUCAGUUAUGGACAAAAUGGCACGAAUUCCAAAUGUAUCAAAUACUGCAUCAGACAUACAAGAUGAAAACAAUGUAUUAGAGAAGUUACCACUCUAA